AUGUCUUUAUCUUAUCAUUCUGAACACUUGGCGUGGCAGCAGCGUAUUAAUCAAGAAAAAACUCGUGCAAGCGAUUUCAAUAAAACUUUCAGCAAUUUUUCCACCUUUAACGAAGCCCUUCAAACAGGAAAAACAGUUUUUCCUAAAGCAAAUCAAUUAGACAAGCCUAUAAAUUACAACACUCUUCGCUUCAAUCUUGCUUAUUCUUUUGGGGGAACAAAGCCAAUACGCCAUGCAUUGCAAGAUCAAGACGUUCGGCAUAGCUUAAGUCCUUCUAAGCGAGUUACUACUGAUUCAUUUAAUAGAUCUUCUAUUAAAACUGCUUCAGAGUCCCCAAGAAAAAAUGCAAGCAAAGAUGAAUCAAGCCCUAAAAAGUUAAAGACAUUAUAGUAUUUUAAAUUAAAUUAGAGACAGGCCGUUUUUUACAAAAUAAAAUAAUUAAUUGAAAAACAAAUCAAUUCAGUAAAGCAUAAAAGAAAUUAACCCAGAACUAGCCAAGCUAGAAGAAGAAUUAACUGAAAUGAAAUUAAACGCAAGCAAAAGCAGUUUUCAAGAUGCUGGAGAUAUUUAUAUGAGAGACCUAGAAAAGAAGCUCUCAAAAGAAAGAAAAAAGAGGAUUCAGGUUGAGCUGGAAAUUGAAAAAAUUAAAAUAGCAAGAAAAUCAUAA
This is a messenger RNA of Blepharisma stoltei, 667 nucleotides long. The record is from the annotation of a GenBank genome assembly. Lineage: Eukaryota; Ciliophora; Heterotrichea; Heterotrichida; Blepharismidae.